GGCAUCAUGUGACCGCUCGCCGGCGACUACUGAUGACGUCCGAGCCCGCGCUCGCCGUUUCAGCGACAGGGGAAGGGAGUGAAGGAAGGAGUUGGGGUCCGGGCGCGGGGAAUCCGGGCGCAGCCAGACAAGAGCUACAUCCGGCAGCCAGGUAAUAAUUUCAAGAUGCCGGGGCGUUCCACUUCAAGUUCAGGUUCAGGUUCAACUGGUUUUAUAUCCUUCAGUGGUGUAGAAUCUGCACUCUCCUCCUUGAAAAACUUCCAAUCCUGUAUCAGCUCCGGAAUGGACACAGCUUCUAGUGUGGCUUUGGAUCUCGUGGAAACUCAGACUGAAGUGAGUAGUGAAUACAGUAUGGAUAAGGCAAUGGUUGAAUUUGCAAUGAUGGAUCGGGAACUAAACCAUUAUUUAAAGGCUGUGCAAUCUACAAUAAACCAUGUAAAAGAAGAACAUUCAGAGAAAAUACCUGAUCUAAAAUUAUUAGUGGAGAAGAAGUUUUUGGCUUUACAGAAUAAGAAUUCCGAUGCAGACUUUCAAAAUAAUGAAAAAUUUGUCCAAUUUAAACAACAGCUGAAAGAACUAAAGAAGCAAUGUCAGUGUCGAGACAGAGAUUCACUGGACAGAACUGAAAAGACAACUAGACUGGUGAGACAGAAUUGCGCUGAAGUUGGGCAGCAUUACGGCAAGCUGAAGAUGCAGUUUUCCAAACUAUACAGAUAUCUUCAGACUUGGGACAUCCUUUGUAAAGCCCUAACCUUUCACAGGCUGGCUACAUAAGGAGCCUAUAUGAAAUGACAGAGUAGACCGAAUUUCCCUUUCAUUCUCUGUUCUGUCUUUCUAAAUUCUUUUUCUGGCAUCGUCUGGUUUUCUUCAGUCCUGCUACAGCCCUCUUAACUUUCUGAUUCUUGUCCCUUUCCAAUAAAAGAUUUACCAUAAGGCUUGAUAUAAUUCAGUCAGUCUCUGUGUAUGUAUAUUAGUGUGUCUGUGUGUUGUGUUUAUGUAUUUAUGUUUUGUUUUUGUCCAUUUGUAAUAUACUUUAGCAAGUUUCUGUCUAACCAAAUAAACUCCAACAGGGAUAUUUUUUUUUUUAAGUUUUUAGGAUUAUUGACUCUUCACACAGUCUGAAAACUACUCUCAAAAAAUGUUGGGUACAAUUUCAUGGUGUUUAUGGCCUCUUAGUAUUUAUUUAUGGAUCCCACUGGGUUCAGAGUACCUGUGAUGAAAUUCCAAAGUUACCUACUUCCGUGGUCACUAGUGAUAUUCAUUCACCAGACACUCAUCGAAUGCCGUCUCUGUUCCAGGCAGGGCAUUGAGAUUCAGUGAAAAGGACAUUAGCCCACCUAGCAAAAUAUAUAGUGUAGUUGAGGAGACAGACAAGUAAACACACAGUUGUAAUACAGUAUAUGUACAGAAGUAGGAAAAGAACAGGGUACUUCAGAGAGCACAAAAGAUGAGUGUUUAAUUCAGCUUUGGGCCAUCAAGAAAUUCUCUUUACAUUGAUACCUGAGUUGUUGUUCUAAGUAGAAGAAAUGCUAUGUACAAAGUCAAAAGAAUUAGAGACUUAUAUAUCUGUUGAGAAAUUUAGGUUUGAUUUUAAAGGACCUUAAGUUGAGGGAUGGUAAGAACUGAUUUAUAACUGAAAAAGAUAACUGACUCUAGCAUGAAGAAUGGGUUGGGAGAAGCAGGACUCGAGGCUGGGAGACUUCACUAGUAAUCAGUAGACAAUAAUCGUGACAUUAACUCAAAUUCUGACAGUGCGAAUGAAAAGAAGAGGAUGAGUCGAAAGGGUAUGAAUUGGAAACCACAGCAAUUAGUGAUUGAAUUCAUUCCUUCAGCAGAUAUUCAUUGUGCUGCUUUGAGUUAGAUGCUCUAUGAGAUGUGGUGGUGAACUGUACCAUAUGUAUCUUCAGGUCUAGUGGUCGUGACCCCCAGGCCCCUGGACUGGGCAGUGUCCUCCACAGAUGGAGCAAACAUGUGUCUCCAACUAAAAGUUCCCAGAAAGGUGCUUCUUGGAGCUAUAAAUGUACCUCCUGAGAUUUCAGAAUGUCCCUGCAGUUGUGAAUUGCUGUGUCUGAUGAGAGAUGCUACUGAUGGAAGAAUGCUCCUGCAGAAACAGUAUUUGGGAGGGGCUUGAGAACCACUGAUAGAGAUGACAGGGGGAGCCCCAAAGUGGAUGAGAUUACCCAGGAAGAGUGUAUAGAAUGAGAGGGGAAGGGUGAGGAUUGGACCUGGCAAAACAAUGGAGAAAGAAGAGGAACCUGGUGAGAAAGCCAGGAGUAUGUGAAGAAUGCGAAGUGUGUUCCAAGAUGGAGCCAGUGGAACCGAAGGGAGGAGGCGCAGUGUGGCAGCAACAGUCAGCUUCAGGGCCUAUCAGAUGGGCCUCUGAUAACCCGAGCUUACAUAUUAAAUGUCUCAGGUUCACCACCACUUUAGCUGAAGGGAACCAUGUAUCUUGACAUCAAUGGUGGCCAGCAAUAAAUAAUGAGGAAAUUCUAUGCUAUGUGAAUUAUAUCUCAAGAAAGCUGUUACUAAGAGAAUAAUAAUGAUGAAAGAAUUCACUCUUUAAAUGUAUUCUAACAAAAUUGUUGUAUUUUAAAAAUGAAUAAACUCUAAACAUCAUGUGGGGGUGGCAUAGAGUGGAGUGAGGGAGAAGUUAUCCAUAUGAAAGAAGGAGAAUACAUUUGUAUCCAGUUAAGUGGUAGCGCUAUAUGCUAAAAGCAACAGAGCAUCAUUUUAGAUAUCAACAGGAAGAGGUUGUUACUCAGAUUUUACAGCCAGCUGAGGCAUCUUGAAAGGGCACCACAGAGAUCAUCAUUGACAGUGAAUGACUUGCAAAAUAUCCCAGUCAUGUGCUUGCCCUGGAGGGGGGAAAUUAUGCAUAGACUUGCAAGAGCCAAAUAAGUAGUAAGAAUAAAGAACCUGAUAAGGGGAAGAAAUGAUAGUAGGGUGGUUUUGUUUGUUUGUUUGUUUUUAAGUGAUAUGCAAUUAAUUGUGAAUAAGAAUUGUUAAUAUAGUACUAAGUCAUAAGUCAUAGGACUUCCCUGGUGGCUCAGACAAUAAGGAGUCUGCCCGCAAUGCGGGAGACGUGGGUUCGAUCCCUGGGUGGGGAAGAUCCCCUGGGGAAGGAAAUGGCAAUCCACUCCAGUAUUCUUGCCUGGAAAAUUCCAUGGACGGAUGAGCCUGGCGGGCUACAGUACACGGGGUCGCAAAGAGUCGGACACGACUGAGCAACUUCACUCACUCACUCAUAAGACUAAUGAUAAAUGAGUUCUCAAAAAAGAAUAUUGAGACAGACUUACAGUAAUGGGGAUCUGUGAUUACAAAAUGUUUCAGUAGUUUGGCAUGCAGAGGGAAGAUGGAAGAGUGCAAGGAAAUUUUUAAAAAAUGUUAUUUUCUUAUUGACAUUAAUUAAGAAGUGACAGGAUCAAGAAAGUCAAGUCAAGCAAUGCUUGAGUAGAAAAUAGAAUGAAUAACUUCCUAAUCAGUUGGCUAAGAAUGAGGGGGAAAGCAGAGGUUUUGGAAGCAUAAAAAACAGGAUACAGAUUAAAAUUAAACCUGAACUUUUCACACAGUGACUACACUGUUCUGUUAAAAGGCAAGGAUUUGACUUUUUUUUUUUUAAUCUAACCAUAAUAUUAUCCUGAGGCACACCUUUAAAAGAAAAAAAAAAGAGAGAGAGGUUUGUAACCAUAGAUGCAAAGGGAAUUUUUUUUAAUGGAUUUGAAAAGAGUAAUAUGUUUAAGAUUACAACAAUGAAUUAAAUCUGCAAAAUGAAUGGCCAAAAGUAGAUUUAAAGCAAAAAUAACCAAAAUGGACUCAGAAUGGUCAAAACUGUGAAUGACACAAAAAUAAGAUUAAAAGAAAGGUCCUUUCCUUCCCAAACAUAAAAAUCCUAGACAUAAUUGUUAAAUUUUGUCUGAUCUUAAAGGAAUGGAUAUUUUCUGUGUUAGCUAAUCUGUUUUACACCUUGGGAAAAUUGGGACCAUUUCCUAGUUUAUUUUAAGAAAUUUGGGUGACUUAUGACCAAAUUCCAUGUUUUGUCUUUUCCUUAAAAGUUAAGAACACUUUCACAUAAAUCUACACUUAUGAAAUCUUAAGUCAAAUAUUAGCAAGUAAAAUCUUCCAGCAUAUUGAAAGAAUUGUACCUAUGAUAAAUUUGCGUUUGUUUCAAUAAUGUACCUUUUAUCAUUAGAAAAUCCAUUAAACCUGUUGAAGCUGGGAGAGGAAACCUCUUCCAGCCAUUUAUUUCUAUCACCAAGGCAUUACUCUGGUGAUUCAGUGACUAACCAAUGUAAUCAAGCCCCUUUUUCCACUGAGAAAACAAUAAGAAAUAGACAAAUACUGUAAUAAGCACAUGUGAAAUUUUUGUGUGUGAUAGAUUUUCAGAUCAUAGGGGAAAGUUGAUUUAUUCAAGGAAAAAAUAUUUGGAACCAUUGACUAAUGCUUUAAUGACACUACUUAAAUCUGAAUUUUCUCCAGGGGAUCUUCCUAACCCAGGGAUCAAAUCCAGGUCUCCCACAUUGCAGGCUGAUUCUUUAUCAUCUGAGCCACUAGGGAAGCCCUUAUAUUCCACAUUAAAAUACAUUCCAAAUGAAUUGAAGGUUUUAAUGUUAAAAAUUGAAAUCAAACUAUGAGAAGAAAUAAUCAGUGAAUAUUUAUAUUGCCUCAUAUUCUGUUUCCCUGGUGGCUGAGUGGUAAAGAGUCUGAUUGCCAAUGCAGGAGAUGCGGGUUUGAUCUCUGGGUUGGGAAGAUCCCUUGGAGAAGGAAAUGGCAACCCAGUCCCGUAUUCUUUCCUGGGAAAUCCCGUAGACAGAGGAGCCUGGCCGGGCUACAGUCCAAAGAGUUGGACACGUCUUAGCAACUAAACAACAACAACAUAUUCUGUUAGACCUUUUCAGUCGUGUCAAAAGGAAAAGUGCUUGGAAAGAUUUAUGAACUGAAGGAUAAUGUCACUCUGUUUCUGAGACAAUAAAGACAAAAGCAACUGCUUCAAACUUGCAAGCAUUCAGCAAAGCAUAACAUUUGGAAGAUGUUUUUCAAAGUUUUAUAUACCAAGAACUGAAACUUCAAGGGGUGAAACCCAACUUCAUUACAGUACUUCAUACAUUAAGUGUUUGCAGCCAAAAUUCAGCUGUACUAAUAAGGCUUACAAACAUUUUUCAAGUGCUUCUUGCAAGCACUUGAUGUUUUUCUGAUGCCUUACGUGUACUAUCUCCUAUACUGCUCAAAACAGUCAUCUGAAAUAGAUACAGAUAGUAUUUUACAUAUUUUACAGAUAUGGCUACCGAGGUACAGGAAGUCUUAGUAGCUUGCCCCAGGGCACCCAGCUAAUAAUUGGCAGAACCAGCUUUGCAACUCAGUCUAGUGCCAGAGUCCACUUUGCUAAGCAUUAAGUUGUACCAAGCCUCUUAAUUUUCUGACUUACUGAAUUUCUCAAAAAAAAAAAAAAGAAAAA
Molecule: messenger RNA, 5452 nt
Organism: Bubalus bubalis (water buffalo)
Lineage: Eukaryota; Metazoa; Chordata; Mammalia; Artiodactyla; Bovidae
Gene: NSMCE2
Product: NSE2 (MMS21) homolog, SMC5-SMC6 complex SUMO ligase
Exons: 5
Coding region: 166-774 (202 amino acids)
Biological process (GO): protein ubiquitination; double-strand break repair via homologous recombination; protein sumoylation
Cellular component (GO): nucleus; Smc5-Smc6 complex
Molecular function (GO): ubiquitin-protein transferase activity; zinc ion binding; SUMO ligase activity
Source: RefSeq, a predicted model, not a curated record